Penicillium concentricum is the source of this 978-nucleotide messenger RNA. Its product is annotated as BRcat and Rcat domain-containing protein. The transcript has a single exon. Gene Ontology annotation, molecular function: ubiquitin conjugating enzyme binding; zinc ion binding; ubiquitin protein ligase activity. Lineage: Eukaryota; Fungi; Ascomycota; Eurotiomycetes; Eurotiales; Aspergillaceae. The record is from RefSeq and is a predicted model, not a curated record. Gene Ontology annotation, biological process: protein polyubiquitination; positive regulation of proteasomal ubiquitin-dependent protein catabolic process; ubiquitin-dependent protein catabolic process. Bases 1 to 978 code for a protein of 325 amino acids. Gene Ontology annotation, cellular component: ubiquitin ligase complex; cytoplasm.
AUGGAGCAAGAUCAAAACAAGAGAAUGAUCCUCCAACUUCUUCUUGAGGAUCUGGAUGACCUCGAAAGCAGACAGAAAGGAAAACAGACCGCAGGAAAAGAAACAGAUCUCGAACUUGCCAUCGCAUGCUUGAGGGAGAAUAUCCGGACCACACAGAUCUCUAUCAACGAUGAGAUAUUGGCACUUAGCACGAGUACUGCAAUUGCCACUGACCAAAAGAUAUUAGCAUCUCUUCAACACGAGGAAAGAAUUGCCAACCAGGACCGUCAGUUCGCUCUCGAUCUGAGCAAUGGAACCUCGACCUCUAACGACAUUUCAAAUUCUUCGACAGUACACGAGAGUACAUCGCUAGACGACGAUGACGACGCCGUUUCUAUUGUUAUGGGGGAUCUCAUGGGCCGGAUGACUAUGAGUGAUAGCGCAUCUAAUAACGGGGAAGGCUCCUCGCGCAUACAUCCAUCUCGAACAACCAGCAUCAUGAAAGAGUGUGCUUCCUGUUACACAAACGUCGAGACCAUCAUAUUCAAGGGUCCAUGUGGCCACGAGUUUUGCCGUGACUGCACAAAACAGAUGUUCCUCGGUGCUAUCAAAGAUGAGGAGCUUUAUCCGCCUCGUUGUUGCGGCAAUGUUGUGCCACCUGGCGUUGCAUUGAGGGUUCUCGACUACGAGGAGCUUCGAAAUUUCGGUGAAAGAGCCCUUGAAUGGACCGCAAAGGACCGCCUCUACUGUGCCGAGCCAACAUGUUCGAAAUUCAUUCCUCCAUUUGCUAUCCAACAUGAGCACGGCACUUGCCCCGAGUGUCACCGGCAAACCCACGUACCAUGCCGCUCCCUUGCCCACCCUCGCGUCGAUUGCCCAAUGGACGAUCCUCUUCGUACUGUGCUGGAAAUUGCGGAUGCCGAAAAAUGGAAACGAUGUUUCAACUGUCGAACUAUGGUAGAGCUUCACCUUGGCUGCAACCAUAUGACAUGUCGGUAA